GUUGUUUUCUGUCCUAAUGAAAACUCUUCAAUCAGCACUAUUAUUAUCAAGAUGAUGAUAAAGGGAAGGAUGCCUACAGGAAAUGUGCGUUGUAAAGGCAUGACAGAUCGUGUUUGGUCUUUGCAACACACCUUUGAGGGAGAAAGCGACACACGGGAGAAGCAUGUCGUGGGUGAAGUCCUUUCUGGUGAGCCUUUCUCGGAGGAAGCCCAUUGAACCCGAUGGGGAGCAGUCCACCUUUAACCGAUGCCUGACCACUCUGGACCUGGUGGCCCUGGGAGUGGGCAGCACCCUGGGGGCUGGAGUGUACGUCCUCUCCGGAGAGGUGGCCAGGGACACCGCUGGACCCAGCAUCAUCAUUUCUUUCUUGAUAGCGGCGUUGGCAUCCAUAUUUGCCGGCCUGUGCUAUGCAGAGUUUGGAUCCCGCGUUCCCAAAACAGGCUCGGCUUACCUGUACAGCUAUGUGACUGUUGGAGAGCUCCUGGCUUUCAUUACCGGCUGGAAUCUGCUUCUCUCCUAUGUCAUAGGAACGUCCAGUGUUGCACUGGCGUGGAGCGGGACAUUUGAUGACCUUAUUGGAGGGGUCAUAUCUAAAUAUUUUGAAGAAAAUGCCUCCAUGGGGUUGCCUGGACUGGCCCCGUACCCGGAUAUCUUUGCUGCGGCUCUCAUCCUGCUCCUCUCAGGGGUUCUGGCAUUUGGGGUGAAAGAGUCGACCACCAUUAACAAGAUCUUCACAGCCAUCAACAUCCUGGUGCUGCUGUUUGUGACCAUUUCUGGGUUCAUAAAGGGAAACAUCGACAACUGGUACAUCAGCGAAGAGGUUCUGUUGAACGCCACAGCAGACGAGAAAAACUUGAGCUCCAUCGUCAAUGUGACCAGUGGUUUUGGAACUGGUGGAUUUUUUCCUUAUGGCUUUGGUGGAACUCUGGCAGGAGCAGCAACAUGUUUCUAUGCUUUUGUUGGAUUUGAUUGCAUCGCUACAACAGGUGAGGAAGUGAAGAACCCUCAGAAGUCUGUCCCCGUGGGCAUCGUGGCCUCUCUUUUGAUCUGCUUUCUGGCCUACUUUGCUGUCUCUGCCGCUCUCACCCUGAUGAUGCCCUAUUACUUGCUGAAUGAAAAGAGCCCCCUGCCCGUGGCCUUUGAAUAUGUCGGUUGGGGUCCUGCCAAAUAUGUUGUGUCUGUGGGAUCUUUGUGUGCCCUCUCCACCAGCCUUCUGGGCUCCAUGUUCCCGAUGCCACGAGUACUGUUUGCCAUGGCUAGAGAUGGAUUGCUCUUUCAGCCUUUGACCAAAGUCACCGCUAAGGGUAGUCCUGCCAUAGCAACCAUAGCAUCAGGAGUAGUGGCAGCUAUUAUGGCUCUCCUGUUUGACCUGGAGGCCUUGGUGGAAAUGAUGUCCAUUGGAACUCUAUUUGCUUAUACACUUGUAGCAAUAUGCAUCCUAAUACUGAGGUACCAAGUGGGUUCAAGUGAAGAUGCCGAUUUCCAAAUGAAAGAAUUAGACUCCAAGUUCAACCUGUUGAAGCCUCCGUCAUUUCCCACUUCAAAAACUUCAAAAACAGUCACAAUCUUGACUGUAAUUUCUGUUCUGUUUGUGUUGGCAUUGUGCCUUACCCUCACUCAAGCCAUUGAUGCCAUCGCUAAUCUAGAAGCAUGGAGCAUCGUGCUUGUCUGCAUUUUCUCCCUGGCCCUGGUGGUCAUCCUGCUCCUCAUAUGGAGACAACCACAAAAUUCCAGCAAGGCAUCGUUCAUGGUACCUUUACUUCCUGCUCUGCCAUUAGUAAGCACACUCAUCAAUGUUUACCUGAUGGUUCAGUUGGGCGGAGCGACCUGGCUGCGAUACGCUAUCUGGAUGUUAGUCGGGCUGGUUAUCUACUUUGGUUAUGGAAUCCGUUGCAGCGUUCAGAGGAAGCGCCUCAAGGCCGACAAGGAGAUCGAAACAAUCAGCAACAAAACAGACAUCAUCAAAGAAGAAAAGUUUUAAGUGAGGAGCUUCUUCAGUUCAGUUUUAUAUGCACCAGUGCUGGUUUUCAUUUAGAGACUAAUGUGCGGUGCUAAAGUGUAGAUAUCUUGCCAAACUUUUGUCAUGUUUUUUAUUUGAAAUUGUUUUACACAAAGACUCUUUUUUAUGUCUUAAUUGAGUAUGUAACCUCAUUCAAAAUAAAAGCAUUGAAUUACUUUGCACUUGUUAAAUGUUGUACAAAAAGGGCAUUAUAUUUCUCCAAUAUAUUUGUUUAAAGCCAAAACAAAUAGGUGUGCACUUUUUAUUAAACACAAGUUGGAUUUGUAUGUUGUAAUGAGCAGCUUCUUCAAUAAGGUAGAGAAAUCAUAUAUAUCAUCAAUUAUUAAUUGAAAUAACAUGUUUUAUUUUUUACAAAUUAAAAUAUUAAAUUAAUGCAUUUAUUUUAACUCAUAAAAUGUUUUAAAUUGUUGCAUUUCUUUACCUUUUCAUGAGAUUCUAACAUUGGACUAAAGUUGUUGCACAAUGUAAAUAAAUACAUUCCGACGUAUGGUUUGUUUUAUUUGUGUAAAAUGAGCUGUAACAACAAGUUUCUGUUUCUGAAUGUAAAUAUGGACUCUAUGUAUGUGAAAUUGCAUUGUUAUAAGCAUUCCCUAAAUAAAAAAAAGGAAAACUAAUCUAUUGUA
Oryzias melastigma (Indian medaka) is the source of this 2643-nucleotide messenger RNA. Its product is annotated as cationic amino acid transporter 2. NCBI's taxonomy places the organism in Eukaryota, Metazoa, Chordata, Actinopteri, Beloniformes, Adrianichthyidae. The record is from RefSeq and is a predicted model, not a curated record. Gene Ontology annotation, molecular function: amino acid transmembrane transporter activity. The transcript has 12 exons. Gene Ontology annotation, cellular component: plasma membrane. Gene Ontology annotation, biological process: amino acid transport; transmembrane transport. Bases 164 to 1981 code for a protein of 605 amino acids.